Molecule: messenger RNA, 1325 nt
Organism: Mytilus trossulus (common blue mussel)
Lineage: Eukaryota; Metazoa; Mollusca; Bivalvia; Mytilida; Mytilidae
Product: betaine--homocysteine S-methyltransferase 1-like
Exons: 8
Coding region: 177-1217 (346 amino acids)
Molecular function (GO): methyltransferase activity; zinc ion binding
Source: RefSeq, a predicted model, not a curated record
AUAUUACGACUUUUAUCGUCUUUUACCAUGGUUGACCUAUCUAUUUGCACUGAUAAGUUAAGCGAAAGUAGUCACGUUUUUUUUGUCUUGUGUUCAUGUCGUAAACAAGAUCGCAAAGGCCAGUAAAAAUAGAGAAGGACCAAAAAUAAGUAGAAUCAGCAUACUUUCAAAGGAAAAUGCCGAAAAAGGGGUUAAAAGAGAGAAUACAAGCUGGCGAUAAUAUCAUAGUUGCAGAAGGGUAUGUUUUUGAAUUCGAGAGAAGAGGAUAUUUACGUGCUGGAUGUUUUGUUCCAGAAGUUGUGUUAGAACACCCAGAACAAGUAAAAGCUGUGCAUGAAGAAUACGUACAUGCCGGGAGUGAUGUUGUGCUGGCAUUUACAUACUAUGGUCACAGAGAAAAGCUCAAGCUAAUUGGAAGAGAAGACGACCUAAAACGUUUGAAUAUAAAAGCACUUCGUCUAGCAAAGGAAGUAGCAGAUCGUACCAACACUCUUUUGGCGGGAAAUAUUUGUAAUUCUACUAUAUUCAAGAGAGAUUGUCCUGAUGCGGUAGAAAAAGCAAGAGCUAUUUUUAAGGAGCAAAUAGAAUGGGCUAUAUCUGAAGGAGUAGAUUACAUUGUGGCAGAAUCUUUCAGUGAAUAUGGGGAAGCAGCUUUAGCACUAGAAUGUAUAAAGGAAUAUGGAAAAGUUCCGGCUGUUGUUACAAUGAUAGCACAUGCCAAAGACAAAACAGUAGACGGAUUAACAUUUGGUGAGACAAUGAACAAGUUGUACGCUGCAGGCGCUGAUAUUGUAGGGCUUAACUGUGGAAGAGGACCUAGUACCAUGUUGUCUUUGAUUCGAGAAAUUCGUAAAACAUACAAGGGUCCCUUGGCGGCACUUCCUGUUCCAUAUAGAACCACUCCAGAUGAGCCUAUAUUUCAGUCUAUAAAAAAUCCCGAAACAGGAAGACAAGCCUUUCCCGAAGAUUUAACAGCAUUUCACUGCAGUAGGACCCAAAUUAGGAAAUUUGCAGAGGAGGCGAAGGCACUGGGAAUUCAGUAUGUUGGUCUUUGUUGCGGAAAUGCAUCCCAUUUCAUGAGAAUAGUUGCAGAGGUUUAUGGUCGGACACCACCUGCAAGCAAAUAUUCACCAGAUAUGUCGCAGCAUUUCAUAUGGGGCGAUAAAAACUUCGAUAGCUACCACGUGGAACACAGAAAUACGUUAGCCCCUAAAUAACAAGGCUCAAUACAUGUUGACACUAGUCUUUUGUCAACAAAUAUUUAAAUGUAAACAGCUACUGUAUUGAAAAUUACAGUCUUUGAUUAAAACAGAGGCCAAGAAUUG